GCGUUUUCUUGAACAAGAGCAUUCUACAGAACAGAGACCGGCGGAAGCUCCGAAGGAAAUACCCUCAGCAGGAUAAUAUUAUUUCCUUGAAAUUCAAACUCCUUAUUUUGUAACAAAUUAAACUCAGUAUCAAACGAUGGCUGACGAGAACCAGCAACCCAUGGAGGAAGGAGAGGUUGAGACCUUUGCCUUCCAGGCUGAGAUUGCCCAGCUUAUGAGUCUCAUCAUCAACACUUUCUACUCCAACAAGGAGAUCUUCCUUAGAGAACUUAUCUCAAACGCAUCUGAUGCCCUUGAUAAGAUCCGAUAUGAGAGCCUUACUGAUCCAGCCAGGGUAGAGGCCGGUGGUAAAGAUUUCAACAUCAAAAUCAUCCCCAACCCUGAGGAGAAGACCAUCAGCCUCAUCGAUACUGGUAUCGGAAUGACCAAAGCUGACUUGGUCAACAAUCUUGGAACCAUCGCUAGGAGUGGCACCAAGGCAUUCAUGCAAGCCCUUGAGGCUGGAGCUGAUAUUUCCAUGAUUGGUCAGUUUGGUGUGGGCUUCUACUCUGCCUACCUAGUGGCCGACAGGGUUUCAGUGUAUUCAAAACACUCAGACGACGAUGGUUACAUCUGGGAGUCUUCAGCUGGUGGAUCUUUCACUGUCAGAGCUGCUCCAAAUGAUGAGCUCAAGCGUGGUACAAGAAUCACUUUGUUCAUGAAGGAGGACCAGGUGGAAUACACUGAGGAAAAGAGAAUCCGUGAGAUUGUCAAGAAACACAGUCAGUUCAUUGGCUAUCCCAUCUCCCUUCAGGUCAACAAGGAAAGAGACAAGGAAGUGAGUGACGAUGAGGAGGAGGAAGAGGAGAAGAAAGUGGAGGAAGAAGAAGAGAAGAAAGAGGAUGAAAACGAGGACAAGGACAAGCCCAAGAUUGAAGAUCUUGAUGAAGAUGAAGACAAAGAAAAAGAGGCGGAGAAGAAGAAGAAGACCAUCAAGGAGAAGUACAUUGAGGAUGAGAUCUUGAACAAGACGAAGCCCCUGUGGACAAGAAACCCCGAUGACAUCAGCCAAGAGGAGUACGGAGAGUUCUACAAGAGUUUGACCAACGACUGGGAGGAACAUCUCGCUGUCAAGCACUUCUCAGUUGAGGGGCAGCUUGAGUUCCGCGCUCUUCUCUUUGUACCGAAGAGGGCACCCUUCGACCUGUUCGAGAACAAGAAGAAGAAGAACAACAUCAAGUUGUACGUCCGAAGGGUCUUCAUCAUGGACAGCUGUGAAGACAUCAUUCCAGAGUACCUUAACUUCGUCAAGGGUGUAGUCGACUCUGAAGAUCUUCCCCUCAACAUCUCUCGUGAGAUGCUUCAACAGAGCAAGAUCCUCAAGGUCAUCCGCAAGAACAUCGUCAAGAAGUGCAUGGAGCUCUUCAUCGAGAUCGCCGAAGACAAGGACGACUACAAGAAGCUAUACGAGCAGUUCAGCAAGAACCUCAAGCUCGGUAUCCAUGAAGACUCGCAGAACCGAUCCAAGUUGGCCAAUUUGCUGCGCUACCACACUUCCCACUCUGGCGAUGAGAUGUGUUCACUCAAGGAAUACGUCUCGCGCAUGAAGGAGAACCAGACUCAAAUCUACUACAUCACAGGUGAAUCCAGGGACCAGGUUGCCAACUCGUCAUUUGUUGAGGGUGUCAAGAAGCGAGGGUUCGAGGUCUUGUACAUGACAGAGCCCAUCGAUGAGUACUGUGUGCAACAGCUGAAGGAGUUUGAAGGCAAAACUCUUGUCUCCAUCACCAAGGAGGGUCUGGAGCUGCCCGAGGACGACGACGAGAAGAAGAAAAACGAGGAGUUGAAGGCCAAGUUUGAGAAUCUGUGCAAGGUCAUGAAGGACAUCCUGGACAAGAAGGUUGAAAAGGUUGUCGUGUCAAACAGACUGGUAGUGUCCCCCUGCUGCAUCGUGACAAGCCAGUACGGCUGGACGGCAAACAUGGAGCGUAUCAUGAAGGCGCAGGCUCUCCGCGACACCAGCACCAUGGGCUACAUGGCUGCCAAGAAGCACCUGGAGAUCAACCCCGACCACUCCAUCAUGGAAACGCUCAGGCAGAAGGCCGACGCUGACAAGAACGACAAGUCCGUCAAAGAUUUGGUUAUGCUGCUGUUUGAAACAUCUCUGCUGUCAUCUGGAUUCUCGCUGGAGGAGCCACAGACACAUGCCGGACGUAUCCACAGAAUGAUCAAGCUUGGUUUAGGUAUUGAUGAGGAUGAUGCAGCACCAGUUGAAGAGGCCCAGCCAGAAGAGAUGCCACCAUUGGAAGGAGAUGACGACGAUGCAUCACGCAUGGAGGAAGUAGAUUAAGGAGUGAAAUGAACAGAACAUUAGAACCUUAAUCACUGUAAUCAACACACUCCAUCAAAACCAACAGCCUGACCUAAUGACCACCAAACGGAUUCUGACUAAAAAAGGAGGUUGGUCCUGCCUGUGGACAUCGGCUGGGCAGCAUUCUUCAGAUUGCCCGCAAUGAUGACUUGUGUUUAUUGACGCCCACAUCCAAAUAAAAAACCCAUUCACAAUCGAUUGGUAUCUUAUAGCAACUGGAUGUAGCAGAAAGCACUCCAACUUCACAAAGGAACUAUAAAACGACUUGUCUUUGUCUUGGUGUAAGCAACUUGCAACACUUGACUGGAAAUGGAAUUAUGUAUCUUCAUCAUAAGUCACAUGCAAGAACUAUGACAGAAACAUAUUCAAUUCUUUCUGAAACAAAAUCUAGACUAAAAAAGUAUGCCUAUACUCUGGUAUCCACAAGCCUUUCAACAUAACUCAAAUCUGAAAUGUGAGAGUGUUGAUGCUUAUCAAUCAAUGGGUUCAUCAAAUGAGUAAUUACAAUGUACAUGUAUUAAAAUGUGCAUCAGUAUCGGUGAGUUUAACCAAAACUUGAAACUGCUCAUAUUUGACGCAACUUCAAUCAUAGUGCCAUGUGGCUUUCUACAUAACUGACUAGUUUAAGCUGCUCAUUCUUUUUAACGCCAUAUGUUUAUAACGAUCUACAUGUAUAAUAAAUGUUGAAAAUAUUCCCAUCUUAAAGUGUGAUUGUACAUACGGUUCAAAAGAUGUGUAGUUUAAUAAAGGUUACAUGUGAAAUAAAUGGUUGAGUAGAUUCAGGCACUUUGACUGCUUGCUAGUCUAUCCCAAGAUUUUAAAAUUUUCCAGUGGAAGUGCCCUUUUGCAAAAUGUAAAUGCCCUUGCCCUCUCACAAGCCUUCUUCAAAGACUUGCAUUCAUAAAUCAUACUGGAUUAAGUUGAUAUUAAUUCCUUUAUUGGUCGAGUAUUUUUGCUUCCCGCUGAGUUUUUGAAACAUAUUGCCAAGUUAAAAUAUCUCAUACCCUAAUAAUACACCAUGUAAUGUAUUGCUUUAACAU
Molecule: messenger RNA, 3390 nt
Organism: Asterias rubens (European starfish)
Lineage: Eukaryota; Metazoa; Echinodermata; Asteroidea; Forcipulatida; Asteriidae
Product: heat shock protein 83-like
Exons: 13
Coding region: 137-2329 (730 amino acids)
Biological process (GO): cellular response to heat; protein folding; protein stabilization
Cellular component (GO): cytosol; perinuclear region of cytoplasm; protein-containing complex
Molecular function (GO): ATP binding; ATP-dependent protein folding chaperone; disordered domain specific binding
Source: RefSeq, a predicted model, not a curated record